Molecule: messenger RNA, 765 nt
Organism: Acaromyces ingoldii
Lineage: Eukaryota; Fungi; Basidiomycota; Exobasidiomycetes; Exobasidiales; Cryptobasidiaceae
Product: putative PUP2-20S proteasome subunit
Exons: 4
Coding region: 1-753 (250 amino acids)
Biological process (GO): proteasome-mediated ubiquitin-dependent protein catabolic process
Cellular component (GO): proteasome core complex, alpha-subunit complex; proteasome core complex; nucleus
Source: RefSeq, a predicted model, not a curated record
AUGUUCUUGACGAGGUCCGAAUAUGACCGCGGCGUCAAUACCUUUUCGCCCGAAGGCCGCCUGUUCCAGGUUGAAUAUGCCAUCGAAGCCAUUAAGCUCGGCAGCACGACCAUUGGCAUCAGCACGCCCGAAGGCGUUGUUCUCGGCGUCGAGAAGCGAGUGCAGUCGAAGCUGCUCGAGGCCACGUCGAUUGAAAAGAUCAUGGAGAUUGACCGGCACCUCGGCUGUGCCAUGAGUGGGCUCACGGCCGAUGCACGCACCAUGAUCGAGCACGCCCGGGUCACGAGCCAGAACCACGAAUUCACCUAUGAUGAGGAGAUCAAGGUCUCGAGUGUCACACAGGCCGUGUGCGACUUGGCAUUGAGGUUCGGAGAGAGCACAGAGGAUGACGAGGCCAUGAUGAGUCGUCCGUUUGGUGUGGCACUCUUGAUUGCAGGAAUCGACGAAAAGGGACCCCAGCUCUACCACGCGGACCCGUCAGGGACAUUUGUGCGGUACGACGCAAAGGCCAUUGGCAGCGGCUCCGAAGGCGCUCAGGGCGAGCUGCAGGACAAGUUCAAAAAGGACAUGUCGCUGCACGACGCCAGCCUCUUGACGCUGCGCGUGCUGAAGCAGGUCAUGGAGGAGAAGCUCGACGAGAAGAAUGUGCAGCUGGGCGUCGUUACGCCGCGCACAGCAAAGGACGGGAGGCCGAGCGGGCAAUUUAGAAUCUUGAGCGAGGCAGAGCUCAAAGCGCUCGUCGAUGCGAUGUAGGGGUACAGACUG